AAAUAAUAUUUACAAAAACCGAGUUAACUCGUUUUUUAUGACAAUGAUAAGAGUGAACCAUAGCGAAGAAGAAGAAGAAGCAGCAGAAAUGGCGAGAUUUUCCCUAGGAAGAGAAGAAGAUGAUAACGAUGAAGGACCCAGUAGCCCCACAAGAAGACCUGUACCCAAAAGACGGAGAACUACAGCCGGCACUUUCUCUUGUAGCGCCGUUCGUCGUGAACAAGAACAAGAACAAGAAAGAGAAAGGGAAAGGCAUGGUGGAAUUGAAGAAAGGGUUGUUGAGGAAGAGCACGAAGAGGAGGCGGAGGUGGAAGAGGAAGAAGAUGAGGAGGAGGAGGAAGAUGGGGAUUGGGAAUCGGAAUCGGAAUCGGAAUCUGAGGGAAAUUUCCGACUGAGUGGUGAUCGGAGAGUGCGAAUUCGUGAUUCUGAGGUUUCAAGAGGGAACAGGUCCAUUUCUGCUGAGGACCCAGAUCAGAAUUUGGAGGGUUCAAGAGGAAAUGGGUCAAUUUCCGUGACGUUAUCGGAUCCGGAUGUGUUGGAUUGCCCAAUCUGCCUUGAACAUCUCUGUGUUCCUGUCUUUCAGUGUGAGAAUGGGCACAUAGCAUGUGCCUCUUGCUGCAUCAAGAUUGCUAAUAAGUGUCCAUCGUGUUGUUGGCCAAUUGGAUAUAACCGUUGUCGGGCUAUGGAGAAGGUUCUGGAAUCUGUGAAAGUCUCAUGCGUGAACAAAAGGUAUGGUUGCAAGGAGAUUCUGAGUUAUAGUAAGAAAACUGACCAUGAAAAUGCAUGCAUCUAUGUGCCUUGUUCGUGUCCUUCCCCUGCCUGUGACUUUAUAGGUACCUCAACAAAGGUAUAUGCACAUUUUAGCCAUGCACAUUUUUCUUCAGCCCAGCACAUUUUUUUCAAUGCUGUCCAUCCAAUUUACAUAGAAAAAGAUCAAUGUUGCCAAGUUCUACAAAUGAGGACAGAAGGUAUACUUUUCAUCAUCAACCAUGCUAGUGACCGUGUUGGAAGUGCUAUCAACAUUAUCUGUGUUGGACCAGCUAUGCAGAAGAGAAGGUUCGCAUACGAGCUUGUACUAACAGAUGGGGAGAGCUCUUUUAAACUAGAAUCUGUUGCAGAGAGUGUCCCAAACUGGUCAGAAAAUAUUCCUUUGAAAAAAUUCCUUCUGGUCCCAAGAGAUGUCGUUAAUGCCAGGGCUCGGCUGAAGUUGGAUGUUUUCAUAGAAGAGAAGGAAUACAUCUGCAAUGGUUGCAGAUGUUGAUGUACCAUAUAUGUAAUCUUGUUUUAUUAUGUUUUGGCAUGUUCAUGUAACAUUGCCUUGGUAUCUUUUUUAGAAAUUUUAUGCCAAUUAGUUAUUGGAUUGGUGCUGCUAUAUUUGGGGAUUUGAAUUGUGUUAUUGAAUUUACCUUGUUCCUUCUU
Messenger RNA from Solanum dulcamara, 1419 nucleotides. RefSeq names its product putative E3 ubiquitin-protein ligase SINA-like 6. Gene Ontology annotation, molecular function: zinc ion binding. The record is from RefSeq and is a predicted model, not a curated record. Bases 38 to 1261 code for a protein of 407 amino acids. Lineage: Eukaryota; Viridiplantae; Streptophyta; Magnoliopsida; Solanales; Solanaceae. The transcript is spliced from 2 exons.